GCAACUCUUUCAGGGUCUCGGAGCCUUUCCUAAGAUGCGGAGCUGCAGUAAUAUGCUUUGUUGCACACAGCCUGUUCAUAAAGCCUAUUCACAUCUAUUAUUAUGGCUCGAACUUGUCAAGCUGAUGAUGCCUUGGAAAAACAAUUCGAGACCUUGCUGAAGCACCAGGCGGGCCCUGAGGUUGGGUUGCUUGUGGGCAAGCAUGCAACUGGUGCCAAGUCCCUGCUCUAUGGAACAAUUCGGACACCUAUCCAGGAUGGAUUUGACCCAAUUGCGAUAUCUGGCGUCUCCGAUGGCAGCAGCGGCGCCGGCGCCAGCAGCAAGGCCAGCAAGAAGGCCAGCGGCCGGACUGGUGGCAGUGGCGCCCCAUCAGGUGGCGCGGCCGUGAGCCUGGAGGUGGAAUGGAUUACGGAACACGCCCGCCAGGUCGCCCGGAUGCUGCCGGGAGUCAUCACAUCACCCAGUGCCUCGGGCGGGUGCCUGGGGCGGAAGGGAGGGCAGGGGCCCUGCGGGGCCCUGCGCCCUGAUCAGCUCUGCGGUCUACUCGCCGGCCUCGCGUCCUUCUGCCUGCCAUCCAGACAUCCGGUGGCGCCAGCCGCAGCCACCCACACCACCGCUAGCGGCGGCGACGAGCAGCAGCACCUGCUGCUCCUCCAUAUCGACGCGUCUUCUAGGCGACAGGCACUGCGCGCAUUGGCUGUCUCCGCCGCUAGCGCUGCGGUGUCGGCGCAAACGCUGCGGCCUGUGGAUAUGCGGUUUGCCCCCGUACUGGGCAGUUUGGUGCUGUUGCGCUGCUGGCACGGAGUGGACUUGGCGCUGCCUGUGGCGGCGGCAUCAGCAGCUGCCGGAGGCGGUGGGGUUGGCGGCGGGGGGAGCUUGGCAGCAGCAGCCGCAACAGGAGGAAGAGGAGGAGGCGGAGGCGGGGGUGUAGAGAUGCGGCGGCAGCUGGCGGCGCUGGUGGCGGGGGAAGCAGAGCGCAUUAGGUUGGUUCGGUUGUCCAUCAGCCUUCUAAAUGCCUUUGUAAAGGCUGAAGCCAUGCGGGGCGUCUUCGUCGCAGGAGACGGAGACACCCUUCCGCCCGACUCCGCACCCGUUGGGGAGGCGUUGUCGGCUUCCGGAUAUAACUCUGGAUCUGUAUCUGGUUCCGGCCCUGUUGCCGUCGUCCUCCGCGUUCCUACCUUCGACCUGACCUUCCUGGCGCCCCCGCUUUGCCAGCAGCUCGACCCCGUACCGCAACACCACUACCACCACCACCACCAUUACCACCAACGGACGGAGCAACAACCACAACAUCAAGGAGAAGAGCAGCAGGAUUCAGCUGAUGCGGGUGCGGGUGUGGGCAGUCCAGACUGUGGUAGUGGUGGUAGUGGUGGUGCGGUGGCGGUGGUGGGUCAGGCGAGACUGCGCGGCUGCAUUCAGGGGCUGGCGCUGGUCAAUCGGAGGGAGCUGGUGGGUAGGGCGGUGGCGGAACUAAAGGGCGGUGCUCUGGCGCUGUGUGAUUACUUGCUGGAGGGGGAGCUGGCGGAGGCGGCUGCAGAGAGGGCGGCGGAGCUGCUGGCGCUGCGGGAUAGCCCCCAGGUGCUCGAGUACGAGCAGCCGGCAACGGUGGCGGCGGCGGCGGCAUCAGGGCCCUGGCGGCCCAAUGCCGUACCAGGCGAGGAGCUGCAAGCCGGCAAGGCCAAGACUAAGGCUAGCACUGGCGGCGGCACCGCGUCCUCCGGGUCGCUGGUUUCGGGGCUGUCGUGCAGCGGCACUGUGUUGGCGAGCCUGGCCGUGGCGGCAGUUGCAAGUGCGGUGGGGAUGCUGUCCCUUCUGGGCCCGCAGAGCAGCCAGUAGUAGUCGCGGUAGCGGCACCUGUGGAUUGGCGCUAGGGGAGAGGGGGAACGGGAGGGUGAUGGAGGCUUAAGCGCCUUACACCGACUGAGGAGGAACCGGUCUUGUAGCUCUUGGCAAGUACAGGGGCCUGUGCCUUGUCCUCUUUUGCACCGUGCGAGUCGCGGCGGAAGUGAGGCACACAUCCAGCCAUGGGGGUUUGGAAGACCAGGCGCGCAAGAGCUGCUUGCUCUGCGGAGCAGGGAUGUUGGUAUUCACAUGGAUGUUGAUAUCUUGCAGUGUAUUAUGUGCACGUGCGGAACGGAAGGCGGGGUGGAGUGGUGCCCUCCAUACAACCAUCUCGUGUGGAAAGGAUACUCCAGGUAGGUAAGAAAGAAAGAGAGGCGUCAGGCUGCAGUCGCAAGGUGUAAGAUAUGGCUAAGGCAACAGCUAGGAGCCCCUAAACAGGGCGAAGGUUUGGGGGGUUUAGGGGUUUAGGGUUAAGGUUUUAUUUAACCCUCUGCAGUGGUUGGCACCCUCUACUGCAAUGUUAGCUUCAGGAAUCGGUUCCCCAAUUUUGCGCACUCGGGGUUUGGUUCCCGUGACUAACUCCCAUGACCAACACGCCUGCGACUAUGACUGUUCUUUUUUUAACGGUGGACGGACGCGGCAAGAACGCGGAUUGAUACGUGAUGUUUCGCGUCGUCAAGACUGGCGUUUCAGUUGCUGGUGUGCACACGCUGAUUGGUAGUGCAUUUGGGCUGUAGCCCUUGGGGCUGCGGUGUAGAUGUUGCACACAAUCACUCGACUGUUACACCUUGGCCCUCG
Molecule: messenger RNA, 2640 nt
Organism: Volvox carteri f. nagariensis
Lineage: Eukaryota; Viridiplantae; Chlorophyta; Chlorophyceae; Chlamydomonadales; Volvocaceae
Exons: 8
Coding region: 103-1836 (577 amino acids)
Biological process (GO): intracellular protein localization
Cellular component (GO): endomembrane system
Source: RefSeq, a predicted model, not a curated record